AUGGGCCACCACCGCAAGCACCGCGAGGAGGCCGACAAGGCCUCAGCCGAGGGGAGCAGCACCAGCAGCAGUGGGCGGAGCAGCAGCCGACACCGUCGGCACCGGCAUGCUCCCAGCCCCCCGCCGCCGCUCACGCCCGUGUCUCCGCCUCUCCCUGCAGUGCCAUCACCCAAGUCGGCCUCCCCAUCGCCCGUCCACAUCCCACUACUCACCCUGCCCGCCCUCCCCCUCCCGGCGCUCGCCGCGCCCUCACCGCUAUCAGCGAGCCCGACCGCGCCGGGGCCAAUCGAGCGCGCGCUCCAGACAGCAGGACACAGUCUCGACUACGCGCUGAGCACGGCACUCUCGGCGCACUCGCCGGCCUUUGCGAGCCGCCUCGGCCGGCUCGACGCGGCGCUCGUCCGCGCCGGCGAGGAGAUGGACCGCACGUGGCCCGGCACGGCGGAGCGGGUCGGCUCCCUCCGUCGCGGGGUGGGCCGCGAGCUCGAGCGGUGGGAGGCCGCGCGCGCGCUCUGGGUCAGCGGGGGAGACGUGUCGCCAUACACUCCUGUUGCGACUUCGUCGGGUGCGGACUCGUUGGUAACGGGCUCAGAGAAGGAGAAGCCUCUGCCGCCGCUACCUGGGACUGGGAAGGGCGAGGCCGCGCCGGAUGAGGUCGAGGACGACGCGCAGAGCGUCAUGGCCAACCCGCCGCUCAGUGACAACGGCUCACGGAGCCCAUCGGCGUGUGUUCUCGGCGACCACAAACGGCAUGACGAUGAGCCCAGCGAGGCCAGUGAGGACUGUGAGCCUUGUGAGCCUAGUGAGGAGCCUCCGCGUGAGUUGUGCCGUCGGCAUCGCCUCUAG
Messenger RNA from Vanrija pseudolonga, 846 nucleotides. RefSeq lists its product as uncharacterized. The coding region runs from base 1 to 846 and encodes 281 amino acids. Lineage: Eukaryota; Fungi; Basidiomycota; Tremellomycetes; Trichosporonales; Trichosporonaceae. The transcript has a single exon. The record is from RefSeq and is a predicted model, not a curated record.